This is a messenger RNA of Maniola jurtina (meadow brown), 1808 nucleotides long. It is a transcript of the gene Ubc10, whose product is annotated as ubiquitin-conjugating enzyme E2 L3. The transcript is spliced from 4 exons. The record is from RefSeq and is a predicted model, not a curated record. Bases 176 to 640 code for a protein of 154 amino acids. Lineage: Eukaryota; Metazoa; Arthropoda; Insecta; Lepidoptera; Nymphalidae.
GAGGCAGGCAGGGGCUGGCGAAUUUAUCACUGACCACUGACGUUUUACAUUUACUGAGUCAUACUUUCGGUACCACAAAUUAUGUUGUUUAUGUGGAAAUCUAUUUAAAAUAGAUUAAAAUUUGCAAGAUAUACUUAUUUAAAGCUAUACGGCACAGCGCUAUAGUUAACCUACCAUGGCUGCAACAAGGAGACUUCAAAAGGAAUUAAACGAUAUUAGGCAAUCAGGUCUAAAAUCUUUUAGGGACAUUCAAGUGGACGAGUCUAAUAUCUUAACAUGGCAAGGAUUAAUUGUUCCAGAUAACCCUCCAUAUAACAAAGGUGCAUUUCGCAUUGAAAUAAAUUUUCCUGCUGAAUAUCCAUUCAAACCGCCUAAGAUUAGUUUCAAGACUAAAAUUUAUCACCCAAAUAUUGAUGAAAAGGGUCAAGUUUGCCUUCCUAUCAUCAGUGCAGAGAACUGGAAACCUGCCACAAAGACUGAUCAAGUGAUUCAAGCUUUAGUUGCUCUUGUAAAUGAUCCUGAGCCAGAACAUCCCUUGCGUGCUGAACUUGCUGAGGAAUUUCUCAAAGAUAGAAAAAAGUUCACAAAGAAUGCAGAGGAGUUCACUAAGAAGCAUAGUGAAAAACGGCCUACUGACUAAUCCCACACAUUUUAAUGGAUUUACAGCAAACACUUUUAAAUAACUGGAAUACUUGUACCAAUUAAUAUCCUUUAGAAUUUUGGGUUAAUCAUUCAAACUUUAUUAAACAUACCUUUAUGUGCAUUUUUGUUAAAAGUACCAUUUUAAAGUUUGAAGACCAAAAUAUUAUUAUGUGUUGAUAAACAGUCAUUAAUUUCAGGGUAUUAUAAAGUUUUCUUAUUAAUCUUGAAACUUGCUGUAGAUUCUGUAUAUUACGCUACCAGAUAUUCUACUGAACUAUUGUUUUUAUAAACCACAUUGCUUGAAAAUUUUAAGCACCAGUUAUUUAAAUAAAUGGUAAUUUUAUUAGUGUUUCUAAAGGUAUCUAAUGUCUAUGCUUAUUUAUGAAUUUAGAGUUUUUGUUGAAAUCGUAAUGUUGGUGUAACAAUAGUAAAACAAAUAAGUUAUGAAAUGAAAAUGACGAACAUUCCAUACUUGUCUACAAGAUUUGGUUGGUAUUUUCUAUUAUGUUACACCAAUGAACCAUUCGUAACAAUAUCAACUUGUGAGCUAUUGGGGUACAGAGCUUGAAUUGCAGCAAUUAAUAGGAUCUCUUAUUGCUUUUGAUUGUUCAUUUAGCCCUAAUUAUUAUUUACUUUACACUGAGUUAGUAUUAUAACAUGUAAGUUUAAAUUGAUUACAUUAUCAAACAUGCUUUAAAGAUAAAUAAAAAUAAAAUAAUUCAAUGUUCAUAGUUAGUAUAGAAACACUAGAAACAAUCACAAAUACUUUAUGUAUUGUAAAUAAUUACAAAAGAAAAACUGGUUCUAUAAAUAAAAAUACAUUAUGGUAAUGUGGAGUCUAAUUAUAUUUUAAGUUUUUGAAACAUAACUAUUGGUCCACUGCCAAAAAUUUAGAGUUCUUAUUUUACUGUAAUCCAUAUACCAGACUUGAUCCUGUCAUCUAGAUAGAUUCUAGACCAUUAUGUGACAGUGGUCAGUAAAUAGCAGAAUGUGCAGUGUUGGAACCAGCUCUUAUUCUGUCUUUGCUUAUGCUUAACUUUAGUAUUGCUAUCCAUGGAAUUGCUAUCAGACAGUUGAAUUAAUUGUCUACUUGUUGAAUUGUUUGACUUGUGAAAACCUACCUAUUUAUUUGUUUUUUCUGCAUUUGAAUAAAUAAUUCAUGUUCA